UGGCUCAAUAUCUGUUUUACCUGCAACAGUACACACUUAAAUCAUGAUUCCAAAGUUAAUUUUAUCUUUAUUAAUAAUAACAUGUGUAUCUUGUGAGAAAUUUCGAUUCGACAACUAUACUUUGUAUAAAAUAUUGCCAAAGGACUUGAACGAGAUCAAAGUUUUGCAGAACCUGUAUGACAGUGAUACUCGGUUUGAUUUCUGGAGAGACCCGGUACCAAAUGCUGAAUAUGUUACUGUCGUCUCAGCUCCCAAGUAUAAGGGGGAAUUGGAAGGCUUGCUUAACAGAAGUGGGAUAGCGUUUGAAGUCGCGAUGCAGAACAUUCAAAACGCUAUCGACAAAGAAAGAGUGGGUCAAUACAACAGAAAUAAUAUCUGGAGUAUGAGAUGGGAUAGAUACUACGACUUAAGUGCAAUCAAUGCUUGGUUAGAUGAUCUGGCCAGACAAUUUCCAUCUCUCGUGACAAUAGUAAGCGCUGGUACUUCUUACGAAGGCCGAGAUAUAAAAGGAGUCAAGAUCUCGCACGGCGAAGGUCGAAGAAUAAUUUUUAUAGAAAGUGGAAUACACUCUAGAGAAUGGAUUACUCCAUCGACAGUUUGCUAUGCUAUAAGCCAGCUUCUUACGAGUACUGAUCCUGAAACUAUGGCGGCGGCGCGUGAUUUUGAUUGGUACAUUUUUCCUGUCACUAAUCCAGAUGGGUAUGUCUGGACUCAUACGGAGUUCAGAUUAUGGCGCAAAAACAGACGCCCCUAUGGCUCGGAAUUUGGUGUAGAUUUAAACAGAAAUUGGAACAGCAACUGGCUAGUGCGAGGAUCAUCCACAAAUCCAAGCUCAAUAAACUACGCCGGCCCUGGACCAUUCUCCGAGCCAGAGACUAAGCAUCUGGCGGAUUAUCUACGACCUCUGGCAGACAGGAUCGAAUUAUACCUGUCAAUGCACUCAUCUGGUCAGCUUCUGUUGAUACCUUUUGGAAAUACUACCGAGCCUUUGGCCAAUUAUCAUGAUGCGCUCAAUAUUGGAAGGCGGGCGAUGGGAGCUCUUUCUGUUAGAUACGGGACUCCGUACACAACCGGUAAUGUCGCUGAGGCUAUUUACUAUGCCACCGGCAUCACAGUAGACUGGGUAAAAGAACACCUCCAUGUCCCCUUGGUUUAUAUCUAUGAGCUUCGUGACCGAGGCACCUACGGCCAUCUACUCCCCCCAGACCAGAUCUUGCCAACUGCUGAAGAGACCAUGGACUCCUUCCUCGAUCUCAUUCACCAAGCAAGGAGGUUCGGAUAUAUGAACAGCGGAAACAGUCUCUCAGUUUCCUUGGGAAUGAAAAUUAUAUUAGGGAUUACGGUCUUGCAAAGAUUUUUGUAAUAAAAAAUAAUAAAAUAAUUUAUUCUAA
Molecule: messenger RNA, 1391 nt
Organism: Manduca sexta (tobacco hornworm)
Lineage: Eukaryota; Metazoa; Arthropoda; Insecta; Lepidoptera; Sphingidae
Product: zinc carboxypeptidase
Exons: 6
Coding region: 44-1363 (439 amino acids)
Biological process (GO): proteolysis
Molecular function (GO): zinc ion binding; metallocarboxypeptidase activity
Source: RefSeq, a predicted model, not a curated record